UCCAUCCUCCUCCUUCCUCCUUUUUCCUCCUCCUCCCCCCUCCAUCCUCCUACUCAGUCCCCCCCUUUCCCGUUCACUCUCUCUCUCUGUUUAGUCAGAAGCUUCAUGGAGCGAUUCCCGGAUCGUUGGAUGUUAAAUCUGAUCUAAUCAUUAUAUCAAGAUGAACCUGGCUCUGAUCCACGACAGACUCCACAUCAAGUCCUUCUGGGAGAAGAAGAUCAACGCUGAGUGUCAGCAUGUGGAGAGGGAGCAGCAGAGGAGGAGCAGCAGCGCGCUUAGCAAGCUGAGGGGGGAGUGGCUGGUCCGGCUUGAGAACCGAAACAAGCACCUGAAGAACCUCAAUGACAGCUUUGUGAAGAAGGCGAAGGAACCAGCGCAAACAUGAGCUGCAGAAACACAAAAACCCAUUUUCCUGAUCCCAGUGUUAAAGAGAGCAAUAAAUGAGUUGUUGAUCAAAA
This is a messenger RNA of Betta splendens (Siamese fighting fish), 458 nucleotides long. Its product is annotated as protein FAM240B. The record is from RefSeq and is a predicted model, not a curated record. The transcript has 3 exons. Bases 161 to 385 code for a protein of 74 amino acids. Lineage: Eukaryota; Metazoa; Chordata; Actinopteri; Anabantiformes; Osphronemidae.